AUGGCCCCAGCUUCCGCGACUGGCUACCAAUCUUUGGCUGGAGUGAGACAACCUCUGACCUCUACACCCCAGACCAGCACGCCGCUCCCGGACAUGAACAUCGGUGAAACGCCAAGCACUACGGUACUUUCAGGUGCCAGAACUUUUGAGCCAUGGUCUCCUCUCACGUCGCCUGCUUCAAGCAAUUCCACCCGGAAUGCGGUACCGCAAAUCGGAACUGUGACAUCACCCGAUCAAACUUCUCCCAAUUCACCUUUGCAACCAAAUGACAAUCAAAGCGGGCAACGUGCAUCUCCUGCUUUGUUCAACCCCGCGAGUCGCGAAGCUAGUCCUCUUGCCUCGGAGCAGCGUCCAGUACAAACCUCCACCGCAACCACCAGCGCUAUCGCCGUGGUCCUUGCGCUUCCUAUCAAGGCACAUGCCCUAUGCUCAGGAUUACGGUAA
Puccinia triticina is the source of this 444-nucleotide messenger RNA. RefSeq lists its product as uncharacterized. The transcript is spliced from 2 exons. NCBI's taxonomy places the organism in Eukaryota, Fungi, Basidiomycota, Pucciniomycetes, Pucciniales, Pucciniaceae. The record is from RefSeq and is a predicted model, not a curated record. Bases 1 to 444 code for a protein of 147 amino acids.